GAGUCGAGCGAUUGUAGUGCCGAGCUGCCGGGGAUCGGAGGCCCGCAAGUGGAGGGAGAGGCCGGGGUCUGGGGUCCGCGAGUGAACGGAGAGGCCGGGGUCCGGGGCCUGCGAGUGGAGGGAGAGGCCGGGGUCUGGAGCCCGCAACAACGGGCUUCAGAGCCGGGGGGCGAACCAGAAUCCCGGGUCCCUUGUGAGGGGCGGGUGGAGACCGUGAGCCCAGGGCCCGGAGUGAGGGGCGUGUGGAGACCGAGCUGCACCGGCGCCCACAUGGAGCGGCCCGAUCCCCAGUGAUCGGGAUCGAGGCGGCGCCGCGUCGGGCAUGGAACUUGACCCCCGGCCGGAGGGGGUCGGGAGCCCGCGGUUGGUGUUCCAGCCCUGCGGGGCUGAGGAGGAUGAGAGCCCCGACAUAGGGUUCCAGCCCCCUGGGCCGGAGGAGAGCGAGAUUCCCGGGAUAGUAUUCAAGCUGUCCGGGCCUGAGGAGAAUGAGAGCCCCACGAUAGUGUUCCAGACCCCCGGGCUUGAUGAAGACGAAUCGGGAGAAUACGAGAGGCUGCGGGUGGUGUUUGACAUGUUUGACCUGGCCGGGGAAGGACUAAUUCGGCUGGAGGAUUUCUGCCAGAUCGCCAGUAGCUACGGAGCAGAGCAGGUAAAGGAAUUAACAAAGUACCUGGAUCCUGCAGGUCUUGGGGUCAUUGGCUUUGAUGACUUCUGUCGCGGAAUCGCUGCCAUCAAAAAUAAUGGAGAUUCUGACAGUCAGAACGAUGAUGCUGGAUUUGGAAAUGAAGAUGACGUACUACCCUGCUCUGAUGGAUUUGAGGACUUCAAUUGCUUUGAGACUAACGAAGUGACAGACAGUGCUUACAUGGGCUCUGAGAGUACGUACAGUGAGUGUGAGACUUUCACAGAUGAGGACACGGGUACGCUGAUUCACCAUGGAGCACACGAUGAGUUGGAAACUGACAGUGCCAUAGAUGCUACGUUAAACUCGGAGUUCACAGACACGCCUGAAGAUCCUGAAAACAGUGUUCUCUUUAAUGGGACCAUGAACACUGAAGAGCACUUUGAAGAUUAUGGAGAGAGCAAUGAAAAUGACUUUGCAUCCAGCAGCUUGUGUCAGGAUGGAGGCUUCAGCAUUAAUGGCCACUUAAAUCGCUCAGCACUGCUUUGUCCCAGUGAUCAUUUCACCUCAACUUUGCAAAGUAUCAUUGGGGAAGAAAUGCUCGAAUUUUACUGCACCCAGUGUCAUAAACAAAUCAAUCGUCUGGAAGAUCUCUCUGCUCGCAUCAGCUGUCUGGAAAUGAAUAGUCCCAUCAUGAGACUCGGGAACAAGAAGGUGGCUCGGCACAUCGAGCAGUGCGGUGCAGCGGAUAGCGAUGACAUGGAGGAGCUUCCCGGGACCUCACUGGCACACUUGCCCUCUGAUCUGACUGAGCAGGUGAUGUUCCUGGAGAAGCGAGUUACUGAACUGGAGCAGGAGAACACAUCGAACGGGGAGAUCCACUGUCGCCUUAAACAGGAGAACCUGCAGCUAGUGCACAGAGCAAACGCACUGGAAGAACAGCUGAAAGAGCAGGAGGCCAAGUCCGAGCAGAUGUUACUGGAGGAAGUAAAGAAGCAGAAAGACAUUCUGAGCAAAGUGGAGCGAGAGCAGGUCAUCGAGAUGGAGAAUCUGCACACCAGGUUACAGCAGCUUGACGAGGAGAACAGUGAGCUGCGAGCAUGUAUUCCAUGCCUCCGUGCAAACAUUGAGAGGCUGGAGGAGGAGAAGAAGAAGCUCUUAGACGAGACGGAUGAUCUGACGCAGAAGUUAAAGGAUGAGCAGGAGAACAACCAGAAGCUGUCAGACAAACUCCUACACAAGAAAUACCAGUUCCAGAAAGAAAAGGAAACCACGCAGGAGCUCAUUGAAGAUCUGCGCAAACAGCUGGAACAGCUCCAACUCUUCAAGCUGGAAGCAGAGAGAGUGCGUGGCCGCUCAAGCAGCAUGGGGCUACAAGAGUACAACUGCCGAAACCGAGAGACUGAGCUGGAGCACGAGAUCAAACACCUCAAACAGGAUAACCGGAAUCUGAAGGAGCAGAAUGAUGAGUUGAAUGGCCAGAUCAUUAACCUGAGUAUCCAAGGAGCAAAGAGCCUUUAUACAGCCUCCAUCACAGAGUCACUGGCUGCAGAAAUCAGCUCCGUUUCUAGGGAUGAGCUUAUGGAUGCUAUUCAGAAACAGGAAGAGAUAAACUACAGGCUGCAGGACUACAUCGACCGAAUUGUUGUGGCAAUUAUGGAGACAAACCCUGCUAUCUUGGAGAUCAAACAAGCUGAGGCACACUCGUAGCCUCUCAGGACCAGUGUAUAAAACAGUAGCUCUUCUGUCACUUGUGUGUAAACCGUGAGGCAAUUUGGCUGCAAAAUUCUUUGUCCUAUCUUUUGAAUCACGGACCUGUGUAAAUCCCACACAAGCUUCUCCACGUCUUCCUGUCCAAGUGCCAAGCUACAAGAGGCAGUUGGUCAUUCCUGGCAGUUUUCUCUUCACCGGUCACAACUGUACCUGUGUGAGGAUCGUAGAAUGGGCCGCUGGUCUACCCAGAACUGGACAACCCAGGAAAUAGCCAGUAACAUCAUGUCAUUAAAAUUCGUGAACUAAGGCCACACACGAUGAUGGGAUGGGGAGUGGCAGGAACAGCAAGUUAUGGAAUGGGAGUGUUGUUCCACUCAUCUCUGUUGUGCAUGUAAGCAGUAGGUUAUCUAAUGGGAACUGGGAUUCUUUACAGGGCUGGCUUGGGUUUAGCACAGUGAAUCCAGCUUUUUUUCCCCCUGAAAUCCAGCCACCUCACCUUGUUCUGGUCUGGAAUUGUGGCUCCAUGUAUUUAGGGUCCCAUUCCCAGAUUUUGUUCAGGGUUAUGAAUCUACUGUUUGUCCAUCUAGGGAUGUCUUCCUGGCUCAGCUGGCCCGCUGCCUUGCAGUUUUUCAUUGUGCAAUGUUGUUGCUUUGUAUUUGUAGGAAAUCCAGUCAGCAGGGACUUGAACCGACUCUUUAUUAUGGCUUGUCAGGCUGAGUUUGGAACGGCUGUCCCCUAUAAGAAAUGAUUGUAUUGCGCACCCGACUCUGGCACAAUAGACUAUGUUAAGACUUCAGUGGUCCAGGGAAGUGCUUGAUGAGCCUCAGUCCCUGGAUCAGUCUGCAUGAGUUCAAUGAUAUUCCUUCUGACACCUCACUACAUACUGAUUGCACUACAAUGUGGAUAUAACACAACUCACUGUAACACACCAGUAACAAACGGCUUUGUACAAAAUUUGACAAUGACACCACGUGUUUGCACAUUUGCUCGCUUAGUUUAGUCCAACCAUGGUUGCACUGAUAUUAAUUGUUUAACAUGGCUCUGUGGUGAUGCUCCUGUAAUGCUGGUCUCCUACUCACAGACCCAAGGUCUCUGCAAAUAAACACAGGUGCCCAGUGAUACUAUGAUAUUUAUUUAGUUCUUAUCAUUUACCUACUCAUCCUCAACAAAAAAAAAUCAUCUGAGCAUGUUCUAAGACCCAGUAGAUGAAGGUCUGAGAUAACUUGCUGGUAAAGAUGUUCAUGUAAGGGGUGGGAGAGUUGCAGACUGUAAUAACAUACACACAGAAUACCAGAGAACUGCACAGCUCAGUUAUGCUGAAUGUCUCCCCACCCCUCCCCCGGUAGCAUUGUGCUCAGGACCCUUCCUCUCAGCCUGGAUUGCCAGUAGGAAAGUUGCUGUGAGAUUGGAGCAAUGCUUAUUCCUUGGCAUAUCCAUGAUGCAUGAUGCAUCUCUGUGGACGAGAGGAAUUGCUCUCUCACUGACCAACAACGGCUGCUGGUGGUGGAGUGCCUCCUUUCAGUCCAUGUCUCUUCAACCUCGUACAAAGAUGUUCUGUUACGUGAUGAGGUCCCUGGGUGUUUCAGCUCGGAGUUCUCCCAGUGCCUCGUGUGUCUCCUGCAAAGAGUCUGACGCAAGGCAUUGCUGUCUGCUUGUAAACUUUGCUGCGUUGUCUCUAGUGUAAAUCGAUGUAUAUUUUGAAUUUUCUAUCCUUUACAGUAGAAAGUUAUUUUUUAUAGAAUGAAGGCAGAUUUGUACUGGAGUUAAAACCAGUGCAUUCAGUGGAAUCACAUGAGAGCUUCUCAAUUUUGUAAAGUCCAUAGAUUGUGUCUGUAUAUAGUAGGAAAGUAAGAGGGAAGCAAGUUAUAUGUUGAUUUCUUUGUGGAGAAUGCAUUAAUUUGCACUCAUUCCCAUAAAGAAAAUGAUACUGUUAAAAUGUACAAAAUGUCUUAAAUGCAAAUAGUCUUAUCAAUGUACUGUCCCUACAACUGACAACCAAUGUGAGAUUUAGCUCAAACUGUUUUUAAACAAAAUUCUGAUAAUGGUUUGUGUACCAUUUCAUCACCAGAGCUAAUCUAAGCAUCAAUACUUGCUCUUUAUACAGAACCUGUCUAGCAACCAGGAAUAAAUAUUGCAUUGAUCAUCCAUGGUUAUUGUGAAUGUUCAGAAAUACUGGGUUUGCAAAUCUGUAUAGACGGGCUUUUUGGUGCAGAGAUAUGGAAUGAAUGGUGAUGUGGCUACUGUAAGCAGCAAGACAUUGACUUAUUAAAACCUUCAGCAAUAA
Molecule: messenger RNA, 4619 nt
Organism: Hypanus sabinus (Atlantic stingray)
Lineage: Eukaryota; Metazoa; Chordata; Chondrichthyes; Myliobatiformes; Dasyatidae
Gene: rab11fip3
Product: RAB11 family interacting protein 3 (class II)
Exons: 15
Coding region: 323-2332 (669 amino acids)
Biological process (GO): endocytic recycling; regulation of cytokinesis
Cellular component (GO): cleavage furrow; endocytic vesicle; recycling endosome membrane
Molecular function (GO): calcium ion binding
Source: RefSeq, a predicted model, not a curated record